This is a messenger RNA of Nicotiana tabacum (common tobacco), 428 nucleotides long. NCBI's taxonomy places the organism in Eukaryota, Viridiplantae, Streptophyta, Magnoliopsida, Solanales, Solanaceae. The record is from RefSeq and is a predicted model, not a curated record.
AUGCUACAGAAUGUUCCGCAUCAACUUUUGCAAUCGCCGGCCCGGCUUGGCCUGCCAACUCCCAGUUCACCUUCUGUUCAGAACCCAAACCCUCCUCCUAAGUUCUCAUCACAAGUGUCGCAACCUAAUCAACCCCUUCAACAGGCAAAUAUAUUAACUACUAGUACCACCUCAUCGAUGCUCCUUCCUCUGCUCCCACCUCUCUCCAGAGCUCAAUCUCUUCUCAUUCAAAUGGCAUCUCUUGCUUCAAGACUCUUUGAAGUCUCACCUAACCGGUCCCAUUGGCUUAGUGCUUUUCGAGGCUCUUUCCCUUCAUUUCUGCCUUCUGCAACGCCGGUUCCACAAGAUUCCUUCCCUUCAUCGUCAAAAGAGAUCCUCUCUGUGUUUACUUCUCUUCAGACACAGCUGUUUGAAGCAGUUGCAGAACU